Messenger RNA from [Candida] anglica, 2554 nucleotides. The record is from the annotation of a GenBank genome assembly. Lineage: Eukaryota; Fungi; Ascomycota; Pichiomycetes; Serinales; Debaryomycetaceae.
CUUCUCCUCCCACCACCACCCCUCGGCAUCGCCCCGCGCUUCGCUCCUGUACGAAACCGUGCCCCGUACUCAUACCGUGCCCGAUUUCGUCAGUCCUCCCUCCCUCAUAUCAAUUGCUCCCCUCGGUCGUAUCUCCGUGUGUGUAGACUCUCCCAGCCAGACACCGAGUGCUAGCAGCACCACCACCACCCCAGAUCCUCCAUCCCCCCCUCUCCCUCCACAACACCCACACCGACCGCUAACACACACCAUGUCGUCGCUUCUAGCGCUAUCCAAACAAUACCUCGUGGACGCCAUCAAGUCGUACCAGAAACUGGGGGCGUUGACGUCGCUUAUCAUUGACGAGUCCAUCGAGCCAACCCUCUACCGUAUCGUGCCCAAGGAGUCCUUGCUCCGGUACGUGACGCUGGUCGAGCUCAUAGACGCCCCGCGCAAGAUCCAGCCGUUCAUCGAGGCCAUCUAUCUCGUGCCGCCCACCCAAUUCAACUUGAAUUGCAUGGCGGCAGACAUUUCCGUCCGUCGCUACAAACAUCUCCAUGUGUUGUUCCUGGCGCUGCCGGGCGCUGAGUUCCGCCGUUUGGUCGACCUGUCGCCACCGGGGACCUUUGCCAGUGUGUCGGUGUUGCCCCUCACCUUCUUCCCCGUCGAGGCCCAGGUGUUUGUCAAUGACACCACCACCCCGAAUUCCAUGCCCAUAUACUAUAACGAAAACUGUAGAGACUUGGUGAUGAAACAAAUCAAUGCCGCCGCCAAGCUGUUGGUGUCGGUGAUGGCCAUCACGGGCGAGUACCCGUUGAUCCGGUACUACCUGUCGCAGGAGGCAACCCAUCCAGCGUCACGGCUCCCGGAACUCAUUGCCAAUGAGUUCCAGAUCCAGAUUGAUAAUUAUGCUCGUGAGAAUGAAAACUUCCCUCCCGCCUUGGACAAACCUCGGUCCAUCUUGCUCAUCACCGAUAGAACCAUGGACUUGUAUGCUCCAUUGCUCCAUGAGUUCCUGUACCAGGCCAUGGCCAUGGACAUUGUCAAGUCCUUGGAACGUGAGGGCGUCUACCGGUACGAGUCCGAGAACGAAAAGGGGGAACAUGCCGCCGUGACGGUCCGGUUGGACAAUGAACUGGACCUCGACUGGUUGGCGUUACGUCACCUCCAUAUCAUUGAGCUGUCGGAAUUGAUCAUUGCCAAGAUCAACGACCUUAUUGCCAAGAACCCCCUUAUGGUCAACCGACUGGAGGCCACCACUUCAACAGACUUGAUGUACAUUGUGGCGCAUCUCAAGGGCUUUGAUGAGGAAAGGAAGCAAGUGACCCUCCAUAAGUCACUCAUUGACGCGUGUCUUGACAUCAAUGGAGAACGUAAAUUGGCGGAAUUUGCCGCUGACUUUGAACAAACAUGUGCCGCUGGUGGCACCUCCUUCGAAGGGGUACGUAACAAGCAGCUUGCCAACGAUUUGAUCGACUUGUUGGCGCGUGAAGACCUUCAUGUCAAUGACAAGAUGCGUCUUGUUCUCAUCUACGCGUUAUACCGUGGAGGACUCAUUGAGGAUGAUUUCAAGAAGUUGGUCAAGUUCAUUGGACUCCGUGAUGGUCAGACCACGUCGGUGAUCUCCCGUUGUUUCACCAACCUCCACAAGUUGGGGUUCCCCGUGGUCAAGCCAGACGUCAAGAUCAAACGCAUUGACAAGAAGGAGUUCCAUACCAUCAACAACGAGGGCACCUUCAACACGUCUCGGUUCGGUCCAGGAGUCAAGCUGGUGGUUCUGGCCGCCAGCAAGUACCAGCUUGAUGAGACUUGGUUCCCUUACUUCAGAGACAAGCCAUUAGAGGAGGAGACUUCAUCCACCGGUUCUUCUGGUGGGGUCCCUGGUUCUAGUUCCAACUCCGGCUCAGCUCCUGGUUCGCUUAGAAACCCACGGAUCAAAGCCUCAUGGGCACAAUCCUCCACCAAGGUAUCACUGGGACUCUCCCGUCCCAAGCAAAGGAUCUUCUGCUACGUGGCCGGGGGAAUGACCUACUCGGAAAUGCGGUCCGUUUACGAGCUCACCCAGGGCUCCAACAACACCCGUGAGUACUUCAUCGGGUCUGAAUCGAUCCUCAAGCCUCGAGACUUUCUUAUCGGGCUCCAGGACAUCGACACCGAGAAGACUCGUGCCGAUCUCGACUUGAAUGUCGACAAGAUGAGCCGCAAACCCACCAAGGCUCCACUGCAUCUCCUGGAGGUCCCUGCGCCCAAACCAGCGCCGGGCCAGCAUCUGCAGCUGAUGAGCGCCAUGGGCGGGCAGCACGGUCCGUCGCCAGCCUCACAACAACAACUGCUGCUGCUGCUCGCGGCUGGACGGCGUCUGCUGGUGCCACUGCACUACCAAACACGUUUGGGGUCACAGGGCGCGUCGAUGGACGGCCCGGCACUGAUGAGCCUGGGCGAAUCGAAGGAAAAGAAAAAGAAGUCGCGGUUGAAGAGCUUGUUUAAGUAAAACGUGUGUAUUAGUUCACUUACCAUAGACCCCCAAAGAGAAUCCUACUAGAGAUAUCGUGAUGUAGAACAGGUUCUGGACACC